Messenger RNA from Aphanomyces astaci, 573 nucleotides. RefSeq lists its product as hypothetical. Bases 1 to 573 code for a protein of 190 amino acids. The transcript is spliced from 4 exons. Lineage: Eukaryota; Oomycota; Saprolegniomycetes; Saprolegniales; Verrucalvaceae. The record is from RefSeq and is a predicted model, not a curated record.
AUGUCUUUGGACCCCGACGCGACGAGGCGGACGACCGCCCAAGUGCAUCCAAACAGAACCUUGACCAAAGCCGAGCGCGCGCUUGCAGUGGCGUUGAAGUCCGUUCUUGUGUGCUUCAUCCGGUAUCCUUCCAAACCACACCAGCGCGGAUGGGCAGUCAUGGUGAACCGUGAUGAACCGUUGGUACGCGGGGUCUGGGGUUUUUUAGACGGCAAGAACUACCGCGUCAAGGCACCUACAGCUCCCGAUUUGCAAAACGCCACCAUUGUGUGGGGCCGACACAAGUUUGUUGGGAGUUGGAACGAUGUGGACACGAGCUCACCGUUGCGGGCGAAAUUGUUGGACGAAAUGUUGACGUUGCGCGGACAUGGAGUCGUGUCGGACUCGGCGUUUCCUGUGUCUAGGUCAAUGCUCGGGAAGAUCCGAACCCCCCUCAAGGACGGUGACCUGGACUGUGCGUCGCCAGAGUGCCGUGCUGGAUUAUCUCAUAUGAGCGCCACCCUUACAUCAGUGCAACAGGCGGCUGAAUGGGGAAUGGGUACCACGGAAAAGAGUCCGUUGUACAGGCAUUAG